This is a messenger RNA of Trichoderma atroviride IMI 206040, 2257 nucleotides long. RefSeq lists its product as uncharacterized. Gene Ontology annotation, molecular function: FMN binding; oxidoreductase activity. NCBI's taxonomy places the organism in Eukaryota, Fungi, Ascomycota, Sordariomycetes, Hypocreales, Hypocreaceae. The record is from RefSeq and is a predicted model, not a curated record.
CGUCCAUCUAGUAUACCCUCGUUGUAUUUCUCCGUCUGAGUACAGUCGCGUCGUCUUCCCUUUCUUGCCCCUCUACCGCUUCGGACUCCUCACAUCACAACCAUGGCUCCCAGAGUAAUUGUCGUUGGUGGCGGCCUUUCUGGUCUGUCAGCCGCUCACACUAUCUACCUUGCCGGUGGCAACGUAGUAGUUCUCGACAAGCAGGGCUUCUUUGGUGGUAACUCGACCAAGGCCACCUCCGGCAUCAACGGUGCCUUGACCCGCACCCAGGUCGACCACAACAUCCGCGACUCCGUCAAGCAGUUCUACGAUGACACCCUCAAGUCUGCUCGUGAGCAGGCUCGUCCCGACCUCAUCAAGGUCCUCACAUACAAGUCCGCUGCUGCCGUUGAGUGGCUUCAGGACGUGUUCAACCUUGACCUGACACUGGUCUCCCGACUUGGUGGUCACUCCCAGCCCCGAACCCACCGAGGCCACGAUGCCAAAUUCCCCGGCAUGGCCAUCACCUACGCUCUGAUGCAGCGCAUUGAGGAGCUUGCCGAGGCCGAACCCCACCGUGUCGAGAUCAUCAAGAAGGCCCGCGUCACCAGCUUGAACAAGGAGGGCAACACCGUCACUGGUGUCACUUAUGAGGUCAACGGCGAGACCGCCUCUUUGGACGGCCCCGUCAUCCUCGCUACUGGCGGUUACGCCGCUGAUUUCGGCGAGGGCUCUCUGCUCAAGAAGCACCGCCCCGAGAUCUUUGGCCUUGCCACCACCAACGGCACACACGCCACUGGUGACGGCCAGAAGAUGAUCAUGGCCAUUGGCGGUAACGGCAUUGACAUGGACAAGGUCCAGGUCCACCCUACUGGUCUGGUCGACCCCAAGGACCCUGGCAACAAGUGGAAGUUCUUGGCCGCCGAGGCCCUGCGUGGUGAGGGCGGUCUCCUUCUCAACGCCGAUGGUGACCGAUUCUGCGAUGAGCUCGGCCACCGUGAUUACGUCUCUGGCAUGAUGUGGAAGGAGAAGGACAAGAACAAGUUCCCCAUCCGCCUCAUCCUCAACUCCAAGGCCUCCAACGUCCUGGACUUCCACACCCGCCACUACUCUGGCCGUGGCCUCAUGAAGAAGAUCACCGGCCAGCAGCUUGCCAAGGAGAUUGGUUGCACUCCUGACCACCUCCAGAAGACCUUCCAGACAUACAACGCCAUUGCCGAGGGCAAGCAGAAGGACCCCUGGGGCAAGAAGUUCUUCCACAACCUGCCCCUUGACAUCAACGACGACUUCCACGUCGCUCUCAUGGAGCCCGUCCUCCACUUCACCAUGGGUGGUGUCGAGAUCAACGACCGCGCCCAGGUCCUCAACCAGGAGCAGAAGCCCUUUGACGGUCUCUUCGCCUGUGGUGAGUUAGCUGGUGGUGUCCACGGCGCCAACCGUCUCGGUGGCUCAUCGCUGCUUGGCUGUGUCGUCUACGGCCGUGUUGCCGGUGACAGUGCCAGCAACUAUCUCUUCCAGCACGCCCUGCAGGGCACCGCUGGCGCCGCUCAGCGUCUGGGCCAGAUUUCUCUGCACCUUGAUCCCUCUGCUCCCGGCAAGCUGACCGUCGAGUGGGCCAACGGCGGUGUUGCUGGCUCAGCCCCCGCUCAGGUUGCCGACAAGCCUGCCGCUGCCGCUGCCGCUCCCAAGGAGGCUUCCAAGCCCAAGGCUUUCUCUAUCCCCGAGACUGAGUACACCAUGGAGGAGGUUGCCAAGCACAACACCCGGGAAGAUCUGUGGGUUGUCGUCAAGGGUGUUGUCAUGGACCUGACCAACUGGGUUGAGGAGCACCCCGGCGGUGUCAACGCCAUCUUGAACUUCAUGGGCCGUGAUGCCACCGAGGAGUUUGCCAUGCUGCACGACGACGAGGUCAUCCCCAAGUACGCCCCUAGCCAGGUCAUUGGCCGCGUCAAGGGACAGAAGGUCACCCUCGAGUACUAGAGAAAAAAGAAACUCAAAACGAACGAAAUGUAAUGUCAUGUAUAAAAACAUAGGCCCCCGAGCUGAAAGAUAAUGGGGAAAAGAGAUGGAACGAAUGAUGGCAUCUACGGGAAGCAGGAGAUGCGUAUACCACCAUUAUGACGAUUGUGAGGACGGAGCCUCAGAAUAUGUUUUGCUCUCACAACGAUGAGCUGUUAGAUUGUCUUUUUACAGGCGCACUGGGCUCGGGUGUUUGAUAUGUGGUUUUAUGUAAUGUACGGAUAGCUAUAGUUGCAUAUAAAUCAAUUUUUGAUCAAGU